Anolis carolinensis (green anole) is the source of this 6256-nucleotide messenger RNA. It is a transcript of the gene lrp3, whose product is annotated as LDL receptor related protein 3. NCBI's taxonomy places the organism in Eukaryota, Metazoa, Chordata, Lepidosauria, Squamata, Anolidae. The transcript has 7 exons. The record is from RefSeq and is a predicted model, not a curated record. Gene Ontology annotation, molecular function: protein binding. Bases 62 to 2635 code for a protein of 857 amino acids. Gene Ontology annotation, cellular component: plasma membrane.
UCCCCCCUCAGGAGUGACGCCAUGCCUCUGAGGUAACCGCAGCGGCCAUGGCGAGGGCGAGAUGGGGGCGCCUAGAGCCGGAGCCGCCGUCGUUGUGGUUGCUCCCCGCCGGGCCCGGGGCCUGGAGGGCGAAGGGAAGGCUGCUGUGAACGGAGAGGAGGAGGAAGGGGAGCGCCCCGCCACCAUGGCCGCCCUCUGGUGCCUCCUCGUGAAUCUCUUCUUGUCUGGGAAAAUUGAAAGUGCCGUCCCUUCAUUAGCUGCUUGCAGCGGGAAACUAGAGCAGCACACGGAGCGCCGCGGGGUGAUUUACAGCCCUUCUUGGCCCCUGAACUACCCUCCAGCCACCAACUGCAGCUGGUACAUCCAAGGCGAUCGCGGAGAUGUGAUAACUAUUAGUUUUAAGAACUUUGACUUGGAGGAUUCUCCCAAAUGCUCAGCCGACUGGCUGAUGAUCGGCCCGUCUUCCAAGCGGGAGGAAUACCGGGUCUGCGGCUCUUUCAUCCCACCUUCCUUCAUCUCUGCAAGGGAUCACAUCUGGAUAUUUUUCCACUCAGAUUCGUCGAGUUCAGGGCAGGCACAGGGAUUUCGCCUUUCUUACAUUCGAGGAAAAGUCGGCCAGCCCAAUUGCCAGUCUGAUGAGUAUCAUUGCCAGAAUGGCAAAUGCAUCCCAAGCACAUGGAAAUGCAAUUACAUGGACGAAUGUGGCGACAAUUCGGACGAGAAGAACUGCACUGUUCCCCCAACAGAGCCACAGUCCAGCAUCUGUCCUUCUGGAACUUUCCAGUGUAGCGGAGCCCAUUCCACCAAAUGCUUAUUGAACGAAUUGAAAUGUAAUGCAGUUAAAGACUGCAGCGAUGGCUCUGAUGAAGAAAACUGCCCCGAUCUUUCCUGUGGGAAACGGCUUGGGAACUUCUAUGGGUCUUUCGCUUCCCCAGAUUUGUUUCGCUCAGAUCACAACCGGGCGGAUCUGCGCUGCACAUGGUUCGUGGACACGCAAGACAAUCGUCACGUUCUCCUGCAGCUUGACUUGCAGCUCGGGUACAACGAUUACAUCAAGGUGUAUGACGGUUUAGGGGAGAAAGGGGAUAAACUUAUGCAAACUCUUUCAUAUCACAAUAACAGGCACUCGGUCAGCCUGGAGUCCUCCAAGGGCCAGCUGACGAUAGCAUAUCACGCCCGGUCAAAGAGCACCGGUCAUGGUUUCAAUGCAACUUACCAGGUAAAAGGCUAUUGCCUUCCUUGGGAGCAUCCCUGUGGCAACGAUGAGGAAUGCUACACAGACAAGCAGCGCUGUGACGGCUGGUGGCACUGCCCCAACGGCAAAGACGAAGACGAUUGCCCCGCCUGCCAGAAGAACGAAUACCCCUGCGAAGGAAACAGCGGGCUGUGCUAUGCUUUACUCGACCGUUGCAAUAAUCAAAAGAACUGUCCUGAUGGCUCAGAUGAGAAGAAUUGCUUCACGUGCCAACCUGGCAACUUCCAUUGUGGCACCAACCUGUGCAUUUUUGAAACGUGGCGCUGUGAUGGACAGGAAGAUUGCCAGGAUGGAAGUGACGAGCACAACUGCCUGGUGAUUGUGCCAAGGAAGGUCAUCACGGCGGCACUCAUUGGGAGCCUGGUCUGUGGGUUGCUGCUAGUCAUCGCCUUGGGAUGUGCCUUCAAGCUGUACUCACUGAGAACUAGGGAAUACAGGGCGUUUGAGACCCAGAUGACCCGCCUCGAGGCAGAGUUCGUCAGGCGUGAAGCUCCUCCUUCCUAUGGGCAGCUGAUUGCACAAGGGCUCAUCCCGCCAGUAGAAGACUUUCCUGUUUACAAUGCCUCACAAGCUUCUGUUCUGCAGAACAUCCGGACAGCAAUGAGGAGGCAGAUGCGGCGUCACUCUUCUCGGCGCAGCAGUGCUUCCCGCCGGCGCCUGGGCAGGUUGUGGAGCAGAUUCUUCCACAGGCCACGGGCGAGAGGCCAAAUCCCGCUUUUAAAUCCCACUCACACUUCGCAGACGGUGCUGGGAGACGGCAUCAUCAAUCGCACAGGUGGGGCAGCUGCCCAGAGCCCCUCUUCGCCUUCUCCUGAAGGACCUCAUAUCGAAACAGAGACCUGCAGCCCUCACAGAGGGGUCCCAGAAUCCGAAAACAGCCGUUUGCCUUCGCAACCUGAAAUCACAGGUCCAUCGUCCCCUUUGGGCAUUUUGCCAAACCCUUGCACGGCCGCCCUGUCGGAGCCAGGCGACGGAUACAGUGACAAGCCUUUGGGCUCCGAGGACGCUUCCGUUGAUGAAGUUGGAGAAACCAGCAAGGUUGACUCAGGAAGAACAUUUAGAGACCCUUUAUUGGAAAGGGUGACAGAAAUGCACCAGCAUGUUGGGUCAACAUCAGGCAGAACUGUUGCCGAGAGCAGGAAUCCCAGCAGGAAUUGUUUGCGGAGCGAAGAGCCACGUCGGCUUCCUUUUAAGACGUGGGAGUCCAUGUACUCUGACAGCCCAGUGAAUGUCCCCAUUCAGGCGGAUGGGCAGCACACAUAUCACAGUGAACCUCCAGGCCUUCACUCUGCUUGCAGCCAUUCCAUGGAAGUGCCAAUGCUAGAAUCCCCUGUUCAGGAAAUCAGCCCCAGUGACGACGAAUCUUUGCUGGUUUGCUAAUGGAAUGGUGCUGGGUUCCGUCACAGGCCUUGUUAACCUUUUGCAUUGUAUUGCGAUAGUACAUCAUCCAUAACCACCUCCUUGUUGUCUCUGUUAUCACGCUACCUUGAUCACCAGGGGAGCAGCAUAUAGUCAAAAUUAAAUAGGAGAAAUUUGGUCUCUGCAGCUGAGCCAAAGCAUUGAAAUAAGCAUUUUUUUUCUUCCUUUCCAAAAAAGCAUUUGCUUGUAAAAUGCAGGGUGGUUUGCAAAGGAAUUGUUUGGAAUCUCUUGCCAUCUGUAAAUCUCCCUUUGGUCAUCUCUAGUAGGUGGCUAGCGUCAAUCAAAUCCCCAGGGCCCUUCAAUUGUGUCUUGAGUUUUCGUGACACAAACUGUUGUGCUCCAGCUAGAGCCCACUUUCAGGCCAUGGAUUGGCAGAUAUACCUGCACAAGGAUAGACAAAAAUUUGGUUCCAUUGAGCAAGACAAAGCCCCACUUGACAUUAUUAGACUGCAAUUCCCACCAUCCAUUGGUCACAGUGUCAGGCUGAUGGAAGUUGGAAUACAGCAAUACCCAAUGAACCAUGUCUUCCUCAUCCCCAGGAUAGAGAAUAACAGUGAUAGUAGAAUUUCUUUUUGCCUGUAUGUAUCUACCAUUGUUCCUCCAGAUAUAGUUGCCUAUGCCAGGUGACCUCUCCGGCACAUUGACUUUACUUUAUAUAAAUGGUUACCAGGAAGGAAAGUGGCCCAACAUAGGAAUGCAGAGGAAGUCUUCAUAGCUAUUACAUCUGUUUAGUACAAUGGGGAGCUGAAAUGAUAUUCCCCAAACAACAUCCCUCACUUAUAUAUCUGAUCUGUGGAGGUGCGCAUGCACAGCCCCCAAGUAAGGAUGCAUUCUCUUAAAUCUUGUUUCUUGUGUUUGUGAGAUCGCUUUUGGAGAUCAAAAGUUAGCUUUCGGCUUCCUGUUCAUAUAUAAGCUGGAGAGGAAUCAGCUGCAGGCAAAACAGGUGCCCGACAUAUCAUAAUCACUGUGACUUCUCAACUGGAGAUAUCCAAUUAUUGGCAGUUUCAAAUACUUGUUUAAGUUAAAACUAUGUUUACGCUGCCUAGAGUAAUUCAUUUAAUAGGAAAGUGAGCUUGUGAAGCAUCACUUCCUCUGAUCUUGUCUUUACCUCCAUUUUUUAAAAAAGUUUCCAUUAAUUUGCUAGCUCCUUUCAUAAUGCUGACUGUAGAGAUAAAAUCAAGUAACGACAUCCAGAAAAAAAUAACUGUUGUCUGGUUACUGUGACACCUGAGAUUUUGUUACAGAGGUUUUACUUUGGCCAGUGCUGUAUAGUUUUACAAGGGUGUUUGUUGUAGGGCUGCUGUUAUGCGCAGCAUCCUUUCUGACCCGUUGCCCACACGCACAAGAAGUUACCAGUGUUGGUGAAAGCAGAGAAAUGCUUGCAUGCUUCAAAAUUGCCGUCGCUCCGUGAGGAAUUGGCCAGUGCUUUAUAUUAAAGAUGCCAAUUGUCAAGCUGACAGUCUAUGGUUUUUGUAUUAGUUAAUUACUGGAGGUCUUUAGGGUUUCUCAGAAAGUUUUUCUGUGGAAAACAAAGAUCAUAAGUGGUGCAGAAACAUGCCUGAAAGUCAGUGGCUUGCUGCAUGCAUCACAUCAUGGGAAGCAAUGCUUGCUUGCUAUGUAAAAACCAGCCUGCAUGAGCUUUGGAGUGGCAGGGCCCUCCUAUGUACUAGAUGAGUAGAAAACCAAUGGCUGCUUCUCAUUUCAAACAAACUGCUCCUCCCUGUGACAUCUAGACUUGGAACACUGGUUUCCUUAAAGUAAAGCCAGUGAACAAACCAUGAUAUCAAACCAAUUUAAUAUCUUCUAACUAAAAUGUAUGCAAACCAGUCCCCAAUAGCUACAUGUUGGCAUGAAAGCAGAGGUGCCGCACAAGCCAGAGGUUUGCCACAGUGUUUUCAUUUGAGAUCUGGAAUGGUUGCUGUAUUAACUAACUAUAACUAUGCUUUCUUGUUUUCAAUUUGCAACAUGGUCCACAAGGGCUUUGAAUUCUGCCCAGAUUUUUAUUCUGUGUGUGACUUAAUCCUGUCUCCUCAGACUUGCCACUGAAUGAUUUCUGUGAUGCAGAUUGUGCAAGAGCUUAGUGGUGUUGAAAGCCAUUGGAAUGAGCUAAAAUUGCUGAAACAACAGUGUCUUACAAGAAUAACUGGCAUUUCCCCCCAUUUUGUCCCCCCCCCCCCCCGCCCCUUCCCUCCCCAGUAAUAGUGGCUUCUCUGUUGACAUUCAUUAUUUUGAAGGUUAGCGUUGUGGAGUCUCUAAGUACUAUAUGCAGAUGGGUGCCUUUAGCUUUUUAAAUCUCAUCACAUACAGACAUUACUGUAACUGUCAUUGCUAGAACACGACAGUACCGCAGUACUACAAUGCAACCUGUUUUGCAGUCUUUGUGUUGUUCUAACAAACCUUGGCACUUGCUGAAGCCGGUUCUUAGAGAGAUGUAGUUAUCUCCUGAUUGAAUCCCAGGCUCUUCUGGUAAGGCGAUGUCAGAAGUCAUGUAGUUUGAGCAGACCAUGAUUUAUUUCCACCUGCUAUGGCAGGUGUUGCACGCAAAGAAGGUUUCAACUGAUGUGAACCAUUGCUUGGUCUGUUCUGAAUAACAGUGGAUUGCCAAGGGUUCAGACAAGCCUUUCCAGUCCCACUGCCGGUUACUUUUGUGUGGGGAACCCGGCAAUUCCCAUCCAUCCUAGCCAUAUGUACCUCCUUCCCUGUCAUGCCACAAUGUAGUUGCUCCCCAGCUUCUGCAUGCACGCACGCACCUUUCCCGCCAAAGUUUGGAUUUACUUUUGUAAGGAUUUCUUUGUGGCGCUGUAAGCCAAAACAUGCUGGUCUUUUUUGGCUCUAGCCUUUUGCCUUUGAAGCCAUGCCACACUAGACUGUAGCCACUGAGAACUUAGGUGAAUGCGAACCCAAGGCCCGGGCUGAACGAGGCCCUGCUUCUUUUAGGUAAAGAUGGGUGGAAUCUUCAUAGGACCACCUUCAACAUGUGCAGCUCUGUCCUUCUGGCAUUUGGCUUUGUAAUGUGCGUCUUGUGCCACGCCAAUAACCUCUUAGCCUAACGUGUGCAUCCUGACCGUUAAUUCUGUUGUCAUUUUUGCUCCGCUUCUGAAUUUUUUCCUUUAGGACCUUCACUGCUUGUUUUCAAUGGCUGUGAUGUGCUACGCUGUUUUGGCAGCUGUUUUGCAAAGUGCUGACUGCUUUCAGUGGUGUAAGCAAAUUCCUUUUCAGCAUAUUGUCACUUAAGAGGGGAAACGUUGUUAGAGUAAUAAUAAUGGAAUGAUCAGGUGCGCAGAGUGGUCCAGAGUGCCUGAAAACGCCUUGGUCUCUUUAACUUGGAUUUCCUAACCGAAAGUUAAAUGAGAAUUGGAAUAAUUUCCAUGGUUUGGAUGCAAUGAAAUGGUUGGGUGAAUUAAGCAGGGAUGGUAUAUAUUGAAGUGUGCUGUAUCAGCAGAAUACUUUUUAUUGUAAAAUUCAGAGAUGUAGUUUUGUUUUUUUAAAAUUCCCUGCAAUUAGCCAUGAAGUUUAAUAUGUGUCAACAAUCUUUCUGUUAAAGUUCAAAACAAAGAUUAAUAAAACUAAACUACGGCUGUU